Molecule: messenger RNA, 639 nt
Organism: Adineta ricciae
Lineage: Eukaryota; Metazoa; Rotifera; Eurotatoria; Adinetida; Adinetidae
Source: the annotation of a GenBank genome assembly
AUGCUCUAUCAUAAUCACGAUCACUCACUACACCUCCAACAACAUCCUACUGAUUAUCCAUAUUCCUAUCAAUACACACCAAAAACAAGUGUUCAACAACGACCAUUGCAUUGGUGUAUCAUUCUCAUCUCCCUUCUCUUCGUUUUUCUUCUCGUCAUCGAAUCUGUUGCAUUUGUUGUGCUCGGUGCCUGGCAUCUCACCAGUCGACUUGUCGAAACAGUUAAUCUGCCGUUCUUCGAUGAAAUCUAUCAUCGUGAACUUGCUUUUGGUAUUAUUCUUGUUCUCAUCGGAGCUGCAAGUAUUUUCAUGAGUAUUCUGGGUCUCGUGGCUUUCUUCACUCUUCGAUUGUUGUUACUACGAGCAUUUGCAGUGUGUCUUUUGGUGGUGAUGACGGGUGGAAUAGCGAGUGGCGUGGUUGGAAUCGUGUUCUCGUCACAAGUAAAUGGAUAUAUUGAAGAGAUGAGAAAAUCGACAAUGGUUGAUGAAAGUUAUGCGAAAGCGAAAUUUAUGUUGAGAAUGAACGGCGGUUUAUCAUUAUUUAUGAGUUUAACAUGGAUUAUGGGUAUAGUGGUUGUUCGAUGUUUGACUGGAGAUGAGAAUGUCACUGCCAAUGAUCGUCUGUACAGUCGAUCACAAUAG